Trichoderma asperellum CBS 433.97 is the source of this 2024-nucleotide messenger RNA. RefSeq lists its product as uncharacterized. NCBI's taxonomy places the organism in Eukaryota, Fungi, Ascomycota, Sordariomycetes, Hypocreales, Hypocreaceae. The record is from RefSeq and is a predicted model, not a curated record.
GUUGUGCAGGUAUUUCCUGGGUGCCUUGCGCUGAGGUUUGCGUUCUUGGAAGAGAGGCGGGCAUAGUCUACCUAAUACGAAGUGUUGGAAAGAGAGAAACGAAGGGCGUGAACAGAAUCAUUUAUCAUCAGGUUGGCCCGGUCUAUUUGAGCUUCCUCUCCAUUGCCUCCUCUUCCUUUUCCCCAUCUUCUUUAUCUCUCCACUGCUUGGAUUGGGUUAAUUGAUUUGGCAUCAACACUAUCGAAGCUUGAAUCUCUCCUGUAUUGGCUCUGUCCAUUUCGUUUCAACCAACCAUGGGCGGUGCAAAGGAUGAGGUUGCUGUUGCAGAGGCGCAGCCGCAACACCAGCGUCUGUCCACAUGGCGAUACAAUUCGCCAUACGUCCAGACCAUCAUUAUGGGAUUCGUCCUUUUCUGCAAUCCGGGCACAUAUCUCGCCAUCACGGGCCUCGGCGCAGGAGGCAAGCAGCCACAGCUGAUCGGCAUCGUCAACAAAGCAAACGUCAUUCUGUACUGCUUGUUCGGCGCGUCGGGUAUUCUGGGCGGCAGCAUCAUCAACAAGAUUGGACCGCGAUGGGCACUGAUGAUUGGUGCUACGGGAUACCCAAUGUACGCAGGGUCACUAUGGUGGAUUGACAAGGGCCAAGGCAGCUGGUUUGUUCUGUUUGGCGGCACUUGGCUGGGCCUCUCUGCUGGUCUUCUCUGGUCUACACAAGGCUACAUCACCACAUGCUAUCCUACUGAGGCCGAAAAGGGAAAAUACAUUGCAACGUCCUGGGUUCUUAAUGCCACGGGCUCAAUUGUUGGUGCUGCCAUCGUCCUGGGUGUCACCGUCAACAACACCUCCGUCUCUGGAGUGCCCUCGUCCGUCUACACCACCUUCAUCUGCCUCGAAUGCGCCGGUCUCCUGAUUGCUGGUUUGCUGUUGGACCCGUCAAAGAUCCGACGCAAUGACGGUCGCCCCAUCGCGUCGUUUACCCCUCUUCCGUGGUAUCAAGAGCUUAAGGCACUUGGCCUGACUUUGCUGGAGCCCAAGAUGGCACUCAUCACACUGUCCAUCUACAGCAGCGAGAUGUAUCUGUCGUUGACGGGAGCAUUUAAUGCGUGGUACUUUAAUGCCAGAACACGAUCCCUUGCCAACUUCUGCUACUGGAUCUUCCAAGUUCUGGGAGCCCUCGCCAUUGCGUGGAUCUGUGAUGCCAAAGUUUUUGGCUCGCGUCGACAACGAGCAUUUGUUGCCGGAGCUUUCGUCGCUGUCAUCAUUGGAGGAACCUGGAUCGCCAUGGUUUCAUUCCUCUCCGUCAACGACAUCAACCGCAACCUGACGCCCAGAGCAGUUGACUGGACCGAGACAUCAAAGUUUGCCGGACCUUUCGUUAUCUACAUUUUCUUCGGAGCCUGCUACCCCAUUUUCCAAAACUUCCAUCACUGGACUUACAGCACCUUUUCCAACGAGCCGCACGUUUUGGCACGCUACAGUGGUUAUUUCAAGGGGUUCCAGGCAUUCGGCACGGCAACAGCGUUUGGAAUCGAUACCCAUAGCGUGCAGUUUAUCCGAGAGGCGGGUGCGUACUUUGGCAUGAUGAUUGUGGGAUUGUGUCUCACCAUGGUCGCCAUCUCCUUAUACACGACAAACACGCGAUACGGACAAGAGGAAGGCGUUGUGAUACCCGAGGCGUUUGAAGAAGUCAUCGAAGAGCACCACGAGCAAGUUCACGAGCAAGUUCACGACAAAGCUAUCGACCCAAGCGAAUCGGCAGGUUCACAAAAGGAGUAGAGCGAUGCGUGUUACCUUUAUGUUUAUUAUUUUUUAUGUUGUAUGUAGCAAGCCUGCGAUUUUGGGAGCAGUUGUCCUUUUUAUGAUUACACACACAUAUAUAUUAUCUUAUACCUAGUAAUGUUGUUUUUUUUCUUUUGGAUACUGGAUGGACAUGAGACUUUUUGGCUAUUUGCUUUGAGGCAGAACUUGUAGGAUGACGAGCAUUUGAUGCUACCCAUACUUUUUGGAAAUGAUAUCUGUCCGCAG